Eupeodes corollae is the source of this 5811-nucleotide messenger RNA. RefSeq lists its product as uncharacterized. Gene Ontology annotation, molecular function: nucleic acid binding. The record is from RefSeq and is a predicted model, not a curated record. The transcript is spliced from 4 exons. The coding region runs from base 397 to 5811 and encodes 1804 amino acids. Lineage: Eukaryota; Metazoa; Arthropoda; Insecta; Diptera; Syrphidae. Gene Ontology annotation, biological process: DNA integration.
GAGCCAUAAACUCUCCAGUACUAAAAACUAUUUGUUUAAUUACUCUGGCAAUACCGCGCCACAAGAAUAGCUAAAACAAAGAAAAAUGAAAAAAGGCUCGAGAAUUUUCCUCGCCAUGUACCUAACCUAAGUUUUAAUGAGAAAAAGGUACAGUCGGAUGGCGGCAGUUUAAAAAUUAAGAUAUUCAUACCUAUGUAAGUUAUUUUUUAUAAUUUCCCUUUUUCAUUAAUUUCAAAAUUGUAACUUUUAGAAAAUAAAAAAAAAUUGAAUUAUUUUGGACAAACACGGUUUUUGUUUUGGAAGAAAUUUGGUUAAUUUUGCACCAGAGUCUGCGCGCCGACAUAUUUUUAUUUUAUAGUUGGUGCUAAUUAAAAUUGCACCACGAAGACUCCAAUUAUGUUAACCGACAUGGAACACAGCUGUGCUUCAACGAAGUGUGAUUUGCCCGAUGACGAUGAGAUGGUUUCGUGUGAAACAUGCCGAAGGUGGUGGCAUUACAAAUGUGCGGAUUUUAACCCUACUUUAUUUGACACUGAUACUCCUUGGUUUUGUCGUAGAGAUGAUUGCGAUGAAAUUGGAAGUCAAAGUAAGGAAGAGAAUACACACACUGCAGGUGCCGCGGCAAGUAAUACUCAAAAUGAUGUUUUAGCUGCUGUGGAUGGAUUGAUUGAGGCGGCUAGGGUGGCCCAAACGAUCGUUGACAUGAGAGACCAGGAAAUCGCUUCUCUGAAAGCAGAAAUGGACACGCUGAAAGCGCAGUUGGUUGCAACAUCAUCAGUUGCAAGGCAAGAAGCGAGUUCUGUUCACUCUGCAGAUUUGAAAAAGCUUGCUAGUGAGAGGCUCGAAGCGAUUCGACAAAUUGAUUGCAGACACAAGCAAAUGGUAGGUCCUGCUGCUGCACACUCAACUCCUCUGUCGGGGCAGAAAGAUUGCAAUGUUAAAUUGCAAGAUGCGUCAAAAGACAGUUCGUGCCAUCAGUCAGAUAUGGCAAAUUUAUUGACGAUCUUGAAUCGCAGUCAAGUCCAGGAGUUGCCCUCUUUUUCGGGGCAGGAUAGUAAAGAAUGGCCGUAUUUUGAAUCGGUAUUCAUAUCAACAACAGUUGAAGGCAACUACAGUGCCAAAGAAAAUGUUGCUCGUCUAAGAAAGGCACUAAAAGGCGAAGCUUACAAUCUGGUGAGCGAUCGUCUAAGGUAUUCUACUGAUGCAAACGCCGUGAUGGACUCAUUACGUGCGAUUUAUGGGAGAGCAGAUGUUUUAGUGCACAGUCUCACUACGAAUCUGCUUAAGUUGCCGUCGUUGAGCUCACCGAGUGAUACAAAACUGCGUCAAUGGGCUGUGGUUCUGAAUGGAUUUGUUGCGGACAUCAAGUCGAUGGAUUUAAGUAAGGAACUAGACAACAAUUAUAUUCUGACAGAUCUAGCAAGUAGGUUGUCUCCUGGACAAUACCACGACUGGCAAAAACGAAAAUCCAAGAAGACGCACUCGAAUUUAGAAGAUUUCGCAGUUUUUCUCACUGAGAAACUAUACGACCUGCCACCAGAGUUAUCCAAAGCAACAAAGCAGUUAUCGUUAGACAAAGCAAGCGGCUCCAGUUCAUCACGGAAGGUCCUAACUCACCAACCAGUUAUACAGAGUGAAGAAAAAUGUGUUAAAUGUGAAAAAGCCAAACACACUUUAAGUGAAUGUGAAGAAUUUAAAGCUUUGUCUUUAGACGAUAGGUUCACAUUUGCUAAGAGCAAGGGUAUUUGCUUUAGAUGCUUAAAGUUAUCACCACAUAGAUGGAAAAACUGUUCACAAAAGAAGUUGUGUGGUAUCGAGGGCUGCUCGAAAAAUCACCAUCCGUUACUUCAUCCGUCAACAACGAAGCCAACCUUGAAUUCAUCGGCACAUCCUUUCGUUCCACCGUCGCAAAUUCAUUCGUCACAUCUAGAACCUAAAGCUCCAGUUAUGUUCAAAGUUGUUCCCGUUCGUUUAUUUGGGAACAAUAAUAAAUCUUUAGACACAUUUGCCUUUUUGGACGAUGGCUCAUCCAUUACGAUGGUGGAAAAAGAUGUUUUUGAUCUUUUGGACUUGAGAGGUGAACCAGAGCAGCUUACACUCCAGUGGACAAAGGGCGUUUCCAGAACUGAGGACUCUUUGCGUACAAAUUUACAUGUUUCUGGCAUAAAUAAACGUAAACGACAUUUGCUAAGGGACAUUUAUUCAGUGAAGAAUCUGGAACUGCCACACCAGAGUGUUGACGUUGCCGCUUUAAAGCAAAAGUUCUUGCAUCUAAGAGAUUUGCCGUUACCGAAUCUAAAUGAUGCAAGGCCGAAAAUAUUACUUGGGUUAGAUCAAGCUAAGCUUCUUGUGGGCAGCCGUCAGCGAUCUGGUAAAGAUGAUGAACCACAUGCGAUGAAGACUCUCCUAGGUUGGACCGUCUUUGGUACAACAAAGAUGGAAUCCAGCGUAUCUUGUAUUGGCCCUUCAAGAAUAGCUUCGAUUUCUUACUUUCAUGGAAUUAGCAAGCAAGAUGAAGAACUUCAUGAUAUAGUAAAACGUCAUUUCUCAACCGAGGAGUUUGGGGUUCGGCCUCCUAGCGGAAAUUUUGUUAGCCAACUUGACGCUCGGGCAUUAGAGGUGAUGAAGCGAACCCUGCGCUAUGUUGACGAUCACUACGAGAUUGGUUUGCUAUGGUCUUCCGAUGACGUUAAACUUCCUGAUAGCUACCCCAUGGCUGAAAAAAGACUUAUUAGUUUUGAGAAGUCUUUGUUGAAGAGACCUGAGCUGUUGAAGUGGAUGAACCAAUACAUAAAAGAUUUAUUAUCCAAAGGUUACGCUAGGAUAGUUUCAGAUGAAGAGCUGUGUCAAGAGCAUCCAAGAGUUUGGUAUACACCUACAUUUGUGGUUGUGAAUCAGAAUAAACAUCCACCGAAGCCAAGAGUUGUUGCUGACGUCGCUGCGAAGGUGAAUGGAGUUUCAUUGAACUCGCAUUUAUUGAAGGGUCCAGACAACUUGGUACCUCUCCACGCUGGGCUGUUCAAAUUUCGCGAACGAAAAGUUGCUGUAAAUGCGGAUGUUCGAGAGAUGUUCCACCGCAUUAAGAUUUGUGAAGCGGACCAGCAUUGUCAGAGGUUUCUUUGGCGAGAUGGCGAUGUUUCUAGAAGGCCAGCAGUCUACAUUAUGCAGGUCAUGAUGUUUGGACCUUCCUGCUCUCCCACAUCUGCACAAUUUGUGAAAAAUCAUCAUGCGAACCUCUAUAAGCAGCAGUGUCCGAAGGCAGUUGAUGGGCUUGUUAACCGAACGUAUGUUGACGACUACUUUAAUAGUCACGACACGGUUGAAGAAGCUGUUGCUGUUAGCAAAGAUGCCAUUGAAAUCUGUAAGGCAAUGAACUUCGAGCUGGUGGGAUUUCAAUCGAAUAGUCGUGCGUUUUUGGACCAGAUUCCUGAAUCGAAUAUCAAAGCGAGCCUGGUGAGUAUCGAUCCUAAUGAGUCCGAGAGUUACGUCACAAAGAUUUUGGGAAUGUUAUGGCAGCCUUCCUCUGAUUAUCUGAUUUAUAAGCUCUACGAUGAAGAGUUUUUAAAGAAGAUGUCGGAUUCAAAUGCUAAUAUAUCCAAACGAGAAAUAUUAAGAACGAUUAUGAGAAUUUUCGACCCCCUUGGUCUUAUUUCCUGUAUCAUCAUCAGAGGGCGAUAUAUUUUGCAAGAGAUCUGGCGCGAAGGCUUCAAUUGGGACGAGCAGAUAUCCUGUGUGUUGCGACAGCAGUGGCUGAAUUUCAUAAGAAUCUUGCGACAAAUAGAGGAAAUCAAGAUUCCUCGUGCGUAUACUACAUUGAAACCGGGUUACUCAAGGAUCAGUUUGGUCGUUUUUGUGGAUGCUUCGGAGAAGGCAUUUGCUGCUGUAUCAUAUUGGCGCUUCGAGCAUAAUGCAGCAGUCGAAGUGGCAAUUGCCAUGGCUAAGGCUAAGGUUGCUCCGGUAAAAAGACUGUCAGUACCUCGCUUAGAGUUACAGGCGGCUGUGCUUGGGGUGCGGAUUGCGGAAAUUUCUUCCACCUUCAAAUUCCCAAGCUUCGUUGCUGUUCGUGUUGGAGAAAUUUUAGAAACUACUAAUCCGCAUCAGUGGUGGUUCGUAAGAUCUGCGGAUAAUGUUGCGGAUGACGGAACCAGAUGGUGCGACAAUGCAGAAAGCUCUAAUAACUCGAGAUGGUUUGCAGGACCCGAAUUUUUGAAGCUUCCCCAAGUUGAUUGGCCAGUUACCCCAGGGAAAGUUAUCGCUAAUGCAAAUAAGGUAAGCACAAUUGAUUUAUCUAAAUUCUCAGUAAAUUUGCAUAGACAUCAACCAAUAUCAUUUAAAAUAUUUGAUGAGUUAAAACCAAGAUUUCGAGCUAGAUGGUUUUCGGCAGUCAGAGUAAUGGCACUAUUACUUCGUUUUAAAGACUUGUUGAGUAAAAAGGGAAUUGAAACAGAGCCUUUCGCAACACCUUCAGAAAUUGUAAGAGCUCAGGACUGGUUAUUUCGGAAAAUCCAGCAAGAUGCCUUUUCGGAUGAAAUUACUUGUCUGCAAGCUAAUCGAAGUUUAGGGACCACGAGUACCUUAUUGAAUCUGUGUCCGUUCAUCGAUGAUGAGGCACGGAAUCCUGCCAUAUUGCCGAAACACCAUCCGCUAGUGGAGUUAUUAGUUCAGCACCACCAUGAAGCUAACAAUCACGUUGCAACGGCCACGACGAUUUCAGACAUCAGGGAAAGAGCUUGGGUUAUAAGCAUUCGUUCGAUAGUGGCACGAGUCCAAUCAAAGUGUUUUAUGUGCAAAAGACUCAAGGCUAAGGCAGUAACACCAUUUAUGGGUCAAUUGCCUGAAGGUCGGUUAGCCUUUGAGUUGAGACCUUUUACCCAUGUAGGGGUAGACUGUUUCGGUCCCAUGCAUGUUAAAUAUGGAAGAGGCACAGUUAAACGAUUUGGGAUGAUUUUUACUUGUUUGAGUUUCCGUGCCGUCCACAUUGAGGUGCUCAAUGAUCUCUCUAUGGACCAGUGUUAUAUGGCUGUUCGUCGAUUUCUCAUCAUUCGUGUAGUCACCAAAUUCAUCUAUAGCGAUAAUGGCCUUAACUUAAUCGGCACAAAGAACCGCCUAGAUAAAGAUGUAAAGGAGAUGGAGGCUGCUCUCGGUGAGUACUGCGCCAAGUACGAGGGGAUACUUUGGCGUUUCAUACCUGCAUAUUCACCUUGGAUGGGUGGAGCAUGGGAGCGCCUUAUUAAAUCCAUUAAAUCCAGCAUAGAAUUUACCUUAAGGGGAGUGACACCUCGAGAAGAUGUUCUUUUAAACGCGCUAUAUGAGGCACAGGGGCAGAUUAAUAGGAGGCCGCUAACUCAUAUACCCGUCGACCCGGAGGAUCCUCGACCACUUACACCAAACUCUAUACUUUUUGGAGAUGCCGAUCGGAAUUUAACCGCACCUGGAGUGUUUACUGGCAAAGAUCAAUGGAGUAAGCUGUAUAGCCGUCGAGCGCAACACCUAAUGAGAGAAUUAACAAGGCGUUGGUACACAGAGUAUCUUCCUGAGCUGACGAGGCGUUCAAAAUGGUACACAAAAACAAAGCCAGUAGAGAUUGGAAGCAUUGUUCUUGUUAUUGAGCCGGGGGAAGUUCGAUCUGCUUGGAGGCUUGGCAGAGUGACAAACGUUUUUCCUGGUCCUGAUGGAGUUGUGCGGAUAGCUGAUGUUCGUCUGCCAAAUGGAAACAUUUUGGUGAAGAGGUCGGUUGGGAGGCUCGCUGUCUUGGAUCUGGAGUCUUCAGAUAGAGCUUUAGACGGGCCCCGGGAUGUCAUCGAGCCAUAA